AUGCUACGACGAGGCGUGGUCAACAGCUCCCGGCGUCCCCCGGGCCUUACACGAGCUGCCUCUACGGCCGCGGCCGCGAGAGCCGUCAAGAAGGAAGGCGAUAUCUCUGAUGCGUUUGUGUCCUUGUCUGGCGGCAAGAGGCCUCCUUUGCCGGACCGCUUUCGAAGACUAAAGUGUGACUUGGUCAGGGAUAGGGAGAAGCAAAUUGCUGAUAGCUGGAAGAGGUUGCUGCGGCAGUUGAGGGUCGAGAAUGACAUCAUUGCCCAAAAGGGAUCAGACGUUAUUCCCCAGGUGGACUUUGCAGAUUUGGAUGCCGGAUGCCGAGGGCUGAAGGAGGAGAUUAGGAAACGUGGUGCGAUUGUCGUCAGGGGAGUGAUCCCCGAGGACGAGGCGAGGGCUUACAAGGAGGAGAUAGAGGCAUAUGUUAAGAGGAAUCCUUGGACUCGAGGUGAGGCCCUUGUGCGAAAAUUCCCGUUGCUGUUGCCACAAGAAACUCUGUAUGAUGUGCUGACCGGCUCGAAAGCGUUCCCGGCGGACAACCCUCAAGUAUACGAGUUGUACUGGUCUGCGCCGCAACUCAAGGCUCGCUCGCAUCCGUCUCUCUUGCGCGUACAGCACCGUCUCAUGUCAUUGUUGUGGCAUACCUCGUCGGAUCAAGCGCAGAUAUCUCUGCAGAACCCGCUCUCAUACGCCGAUCGGUUGCGCAUUCGACAGCCGGGCGAUGCUGCAUUUGCGCUGGGCCCGCACAUUGACGGUGGCAGCGUGGAAAGAUGGGAGAGGGACGGAUACGGACUCGGCGGCGUGUAUGACAGGAUCUUCCAAGGAGAGUGGGAAAGCUACGACCCAUGGGAUGCCAGCGGCCGAGUCCAAGCAGUUAACAACUUGUACGAUGGUCUGGGGGCCUGCAGCAUGUUCAGGAUGUGGCAAGGCUGGUUGAGCAUGAGCAAAUCCGGGCCUCACGAGGGAACUCUGCUGGUCAACCCUCUUAUGCACAUGGCAACGGCCUAUGUGCUCCUUCGCCCGUUCUUUGAACCGUUGAAUGAAUGCAGGACCUCGAGGGGAUAUCUCGAAGAGAACAACUGGAAGCUGAUUGGUGAAGCUGACAUGGAGAGCGAACUGCAAGGUGCCUCACCUGGUCAUGGCCAAGAGCUCACCAAUGAGCUGCACCCGCACCUUGAGCUCCAACGAACCAUGGUUCACGUGCCAAAAAUCAAACCUGGCGAUUUCGUUGCGUGGCAUUGCGACACCAUCCAUUCUGUCGACAAGGUUCACAGCGGAUGCGGAGAUUCCAGCGUCUUGUACAUUCCCGUUUGCCCCGUCACAGACAUCAACGCGACAUAUAUUGCACGCCAGCGGCAGGCCUUUCGUGACGGAACGCCAGGGCCAGACUUCCCUGGAGGCGAGGGCGAAUCUCGGCACGUCGGCCGACCGACCGAAGAUAUGUUGCGCAGGUGGACAAAUGAUGUUGGACGCCAAGCAUUUGGCCUUGACAAGAUCCAAGUACGAGACAGUGCUUUGCCUGGCGAAAGAGAAGUCGUGAAACGGGCAAACAUGGCCUUGGGAUUUUAA
Molecule: messenger RNA, 1569 nt
Organism: Metarhizium album ARSEF 1941
Lineage: Eukaryota; Fungi; Ascomycota; Sordariomycetes; Hypocreales; Clavicipitaceae
Product: DUF1479 domain protein
Exons: 2
Coding region: 1-1569 (522 amino acids)
Source: RefSeq, a predicted model, not a curated record